Molecule: messenger RNA, 986 nt
Organism: Ilex paraguariensis (yerba mate)
Lineage: Eukaryota; Viridiplantae; Streptophyta; Magnoliopsida; Aquifoliales; Aquifoliaceae
Source: the annotation of a GenBank genome assembly
AUGGUGUUUGGGGUGUCGGAUGAAUUGUUGGGGACGUUUGCGCCGAUUGUGGUGUAUUGGGCGUACUCUGGAUUUUACAUUCUGUUCGGAUCGUUUGAGAAUUAUCGGUUGCACACGAAGGUAGAGGAGGAUGAGAAGAAUUUGGUGCCCAAGACAGAUGUUGUUAAAGGUGUUCUUCUCCAACAGGCUGUUCAAGCUCUCGUCGCCACCCUCCUCUUUGCUGUUACUGGAAACGAUGUUGAGGCUGCCACAGGUCAACAGCUUUCCCUUAUUGUUCUCGCUAGGCAAUUCUCAGUUGCAAUGGUGGUUUUAGAUACUUGGCAAUAUUUUAUGCACCGAUAUAUGCACCAUAACAAGUUCUUGUACCGACACAUUCAUUCUCAACAUCAUAAGCUGGUUGUCCCGUAUGCAUUUGGAGCUCUGUACAACCACCCACUAGAGGGGCUGCUUCUUGACACAAUUGGUGGGGCAUUAUCUUUCCUCCUCUCUGGCAUGUCCCCUCGAGCUUCCAUCUUUUUUUUCUCCUUUGCUACCAUCAAAACAGUUGACGACCACUGUGGGCUCUGGCUGCCCGGAAACCUCUUCCAUGUCUUCUUCAGAAAUAAUUCUGCCUAUCAUGACAUUCACCAUCAACUUUAUGGCACUAAAUACAACUUUUCACAGCCAUUCUUUGUCAUGUGGGACAGAAUACUUGGUACUUAUAUGCCUUAUUCACUUGAGAAGAGAGCGGGAGGGGGCUUUGAAGCACGGCCUACGAAAGAGUGCAAGAACAAUUGAUGAUACUAAUAUAUACCUUGUUUGCCACUAAGAUGUACUACUAUAAUUUUUUGCUCCCCUCUUUUUUUCUCUUUUUUCUCGAAUGCUUGAUUAUCUAUGCAUUUGUAUAUUUUUAAAUAUUCAUAUAUUUUGUUGUAUUAUUGGUCCUUAGUCCCUACAGAUAUUUUGAGACAAAUUUUAAGUGAGCCAUGUUCGAGGUGAAACCAUUG